Messenger RNA from Melanotaenia boesemani (Boeseman's rainbowfish), 2599 nucleotides. RefSeq names its product SH3-domain binding protein 1 (gene sh3bp1). Lineage: Eukaryota; Metazoa; Chordata; Actinopteri; Atheriniformes; Melanotaeniidae. Bases 217 to 2346 code for a protein of 709 amino acids. Gene Ontology annotation, molecular function: protein binding; GTPase activator activity. Gene Ontology annotation, biological process: regulation of Rac protein signal transduction; signal transduction; regulation of actin cytoskeleton organization. The transcript has 18 exons. Gene Ontology annotation, cellular component: cytosol; cytoplasm; intracellular anatomical structure. The record is from RefSeq and is a predicted model, not a curated record.
AGGAGCACGCUCCCGAAACAAGAACAAAAACUGGUGGCCAAAACACACAUUCAUGCACACAAACAACUUACCACAGAGGUAGAGCAACCCAGCCUACCUCCACCUUCUCUUCCCUUUUAGGAAACCUAAGUGGAGAUUUUAAGAGGAGGAUACCUUGUGGGGCUGAACAGGACUGAGACAGUCUGGUAGAAAAGCUGGUUGGACUCCACUGCCAGCAUGCUCCGACAGUCUCUGAGCAUCCUGAAGCAGCUUGGCUCAGCAGCAAAGUCACAAGAUGCCACUGAACUUCUACAUGAAGACCUGGUUAUGGUGGAGCAGCGGGUGGAGCCAGCCAGGAAGGCAGCACAGGUCCUCUAUAAGAAGCUGCAGGGCUGCAUGCAGAGUCAACCAGGACUGGAAGCUGAAAAACGAAUGAAAAAGCUUCCACUGAUGCUGCUGUCUAUCAGCAUGGCAGAAAGCCUCAAAGACUUUGAUGCAGAGUCCUCACUCAGGAGAGUGCUGGAGAUGUGCUGCUUCAUAGAGAAGAUGCUGGCUAACAUGUUGGCAGACUUUGAAAUGAAAGUGGAGAAGGAAGUUCUGGAGCCUCUCAAUAAGCUCAGUGAGGAUGAUUUGCCAGAAAUCCUGAAGAACAAGAAGCAGUUUGCAAAGCUCACUACAGACUGGAACAAUGCCAGAAACAGGAGUCAGGCCAGCACUGGUCCCCAGGCAAAGCAGGGUGGCCUCAGGGAGGAGGUGGAAGAAGCUUGGAGAAAGUUGGAGAGCAUCAAGGACCAGUACUCUGCAGACCUGUAUCACUUUGCAACUAAAGAAGAUGAUUAUGCUAAUUAUUUCAUCCGUCUUCUCGAGCUGCAGGCAGAAUAUCACAAAAAUUCACACGAGUUUCUGGACAAAACUAUCAGUGAGCUCAAAGAGAAUCACAGUCAAAAAGGGCCGGGACAAAGCCUGUCUAAACAGAAAGUCUAUGGGGAGCCUCUACUCUCACAUCUGUCUCAAAGCAACAGAGAAAUUGCAGCACCUAUCCAGGAGUGUAUACACAUGUUGCUGAAAACAGGCAUGAGAGAGGAGGGUCUGUUUCGUCUGGCUGCGGCAGCUUCAGUAGUAAAGAGGCUGAAGACUUGUCUGGAUCAAGGAACCGUUGACCACAGCGAGUUCAGCAUGGACCCUCACGCUGUGGCUGGAGCGUUGAAGUGUUACCUCAGAGAACUUCCCGAACCUCUAUUGACCUCGGAACUCUACAGUGAUUGGUUUAAAGCAGCAGGGGAAAAGGACCUGACAGAGAAGCUUGAGCAGUUCAAGGUACUACUGAAGAAACUACAACCUGAAAACUACAACAACCUCAGGUACCUGGUCCAGUUCUUGUCUCUGUUGUCUGAGCAGCAGGCUAUAAACAAGAUGACACCCAGUAACAUUGCCAUUGUGCUGGGGCCAAACCUGCUCUGGCCACAAGCUGAGGGGGAAGCUGCUCUGUUUGAUAUGGCUUCAGCUUCGUCAGUCCAGGUGGUGACGGUCAUUGAGCCUUUAAUUCAGUACAGCUCAAGCCUUUUUCCUGAGGCUGAAUCCUUUGAGAUCCCAGAAUUACCUGAGCUUCCAGAAGUACCUGCUCCUGCUUCCCAGUCUUUCUUCCCAGUGAAAGAGAAACUGUGCAGAACAGUUUCCUCCUCUUCAUCCACAUCCUGCUCCUCCUAUCACUUCCCUCUCUCCAUAACAAGCAGCACAGCCUCUCAAGACAGCGGUGGCUUCUUCCUGGUGAAAUCCGGCUCUGUGAGCAGUCGCAGUAGCAGCACAUGGGGAAACCCAGCAGCUGAAAAAACAGCACCAGCACAUGACAACUCAGCAUCCAACAGCUCAUCCUGCCUAGAUUCAGUUCCUCUUCCCACAUCCAGUGUUUCUGAUGGAUGCAGCUUGACACCAAACCAGAAGCCGACCCCGCCUCCUAGAGCAUCAGUGCCAAGCUCGGGUCAGAUAAGGAAUUUGGUGCAGAAGCCGAGCUCAGAGCAGAGCCAGCUGGAGCCAAUCUUGGAGGCACCACCUGAUUCUCCGAGAGCAUUUGUAAAAAUCACAUCACCAUAUAAACCAAAAAGAUCUUUCAACACAUCAAAAGCUAACGACCAGGUGACAGUUCAGUACUCUAAACCAAGAGUCCUGGCACCACCCAAGAUGCAGGCCCCUCCACCACCAACCACAGCCUCGGCUGCAGACACAAGCCCUGACAUGAAGCCUGCAGUGGGAGCUCCACCUCCCUGCGUCAAAAAACCACUGAAAAAGAGUGGAGUCAAAGCACCAAACUGCCCGCCACCUCUUCCUCCACCAUCACAGCCAAAGGCGGUUCCUUCUAUAGCACAGUGAGGAUAUUGUGGGGAAACAACAAACCUCUGGUUACAUUUGCAAUAUUGAGUUGAAAUGUUGUAGCUUAAUGAAGCUUUUGUAGGAGGAGGGUCUUUGUAAGCAGCAUCAUUUAUUUAUUCUAUUGUACUUUAUUUCCCACAUCUUUAUGUUAAAAAUGAAGAACAAACUAACAAUAAAUUAAUGCACAUAUACAGAACAGUUUUGCAGUGUUUCUGGGUAGAAUGUUUCAUUCUACAAAAAUAAAUUAUAAUUU